Molecule: messenger RNA, 939 nt
Organism: Aspergillus affinis
Lineage: Eukaryota; Fungi; Ascomycota; Eurotiomycetes; Eurotiales; Aspergillaceae
Product: DUF3425 domain-containing protein
Exons: 2
Coding region: 1-939 (312 amino acids)
Source: RefSeq, a predicted model, not a curated record
AUGACCACCGACGACCUGACUACUUUGAAGCGCGAUCAUUCGACCUCGCCUGAGCUAGAGAGUAUUGAGCGCGAACAUGUCGAGCCCGAUCAUUGGAAGGGCUUAACAGAUCCGAAGGAGCGCAGGCGGAGGCAGAAUCGGGUAAAUCAGCGCGCCUAUCGAAAAAGGAAGCAAGCGCAGCGGCAAGGCAUCAAUGUCCCAUCCUCCGACCUCGUCAAACGAAUAUCUACAUCCUCCGGCUCCGAAGAAAACAUCUUGCCCUCGUCCUCAUCCAACCCAGACUCUACGCCCACCCGCACCACUCUCUCCAUCCGAAAUGCCAAAUCUGACUCGAAAACAUUCACUCUCUCCCGCCGUUGCAUCAGUUUGGACGACGCCACUUUCCUCCUCGACCAACUCAGCAAAGCCGCCUACGAAAGCUACAUCAUCGGCUCCCCUGCCUCCGACCACCUCCUGACCCUCAGUAAAAUGAACGUAUUCCGCGCCUUCAGUUCAAUAAUGGUGACCCUCGGCAUGAAACACAACAUGGAAUGGCUCCACGACGAUGCCAUCUCGCCCUUUUCCACCCUACAACCUGGCUUCGUCGAAGACACGAACCUGCCCAUCAACCUCCGCCCGACAGCACUCCAACGCCGCAGUCCUCACCACCCUUGGCUCGACUUCUUCCCGCACCCGCGCAUGCGCGACAAUCUCGUCGCCGCGGGGGACGGAUUCGACGACGAGCAGCUCUGCAUCGAUACCAUGGGAUUCUGGGACAUGUCGAACGAGAGCUGUAAUUUGCUCGUUUGGGGGGAUCCGUCGGACCCGGCAAAUUGGGAGGUCACUGAGCAGUUUAUACGCAAGUGGCCGUGGGUUGUGCGCGGGUGUGGCGGGCUCAUGGAAGCGACGAAUCGAUGGCGGGCGAGUCGCGGGGAGAAGAUGAUUUUUCGAUAUCUAUAG